AUGACGAGCAGCUUGGACCGCCAGAAAUCGAGCUCGAAUCUCUCGACCCUCAACGGCGAGGAUGGAUCUCACGUGCAACCUGAUCUUGAAAAACAAGCGACAAAACACACCACAGAGGAGCCAACUCCAGCAGCACCGAAAUUCCUAGAGACAGACUUGAGCCGGGGGAUAGUCGGAUGGGACAGCCAGGACGACCCCCAGAACCCUCAAAACUUCGCUGCAAGCAAAAAGUGGGCGUUGCUCGCAUUGAUCAGCGCCUUCACUUUCAUCUCGCCACUGGCAUCGAGCAUGUUUUCGCCUGCGGUCGUCUAUAUGGGGGCGGAAUUCCAUGAAACGAAUGAGACUAUUCUUGCCUUUAGUGUCAGCAUCUUUUUAAUUGGGUAUACGAUCGGACCCCUACUACUGGCCCCUCUGAGCGAGAUUUACGGUCGUCGCGUAGUUCUCAGCGGAGCCAAUUGGUUCUUCGUCGUCUGGCAGAUCGGAUGUGCUCUCUCCAAAAAUAUCCAAACACUAAUCGUGUGUCGACUGUUCGCCGGAAUGGGAGGAUCAGCAUGCAUCACGCUUGGUGCUGGUGUCGUUGCAGACCUGUUCCCCACUGAAUUGCGCGGGAGAGCUACUUCCAUUUGGAGUAUGGGGCCUCUGAUCGGACCGGUGGCAGGCCCAAUUGCUGGUGGAUUCCUAGGUGAAGAGGUUAGCUGGCAAUGGGUUUUCUGGGUCUUGCUCAUUGCAAGUGGUGCUAUGCAGCUUGGCAUUGAGGUGCUUAACAAGGAAACAUAUGCGCCUGUCUUAAUCAGGUGGAAAACGGCCAAGCUGUCAAAGGAACUUGACCGCACCGAUUUGCAGAGUGCAUAUGACAUUGACCGUGAGCCCCUCUCAAAUGCGCAGGUUUUGAAACGCAGCCUGAUUCGACCGGCCUUGUUGCUAUGCAAAUCGCCAAUUGUGUUGCUACUCUCAACCUAUAUGGCACUUGUCUAUGGAUUGCUCUACCUCUUCUUCACAACAAUCUCCGAUGUCUUCACGCGUACCUACGGAUUUACGGUUGGCCUAUCUGGUCUCGCAUACUUGGGAAUUGGUCUCGGGUUCUUUGUCGGUCUUAUGAUAAUCGCCUUGACAAACGACCGCAUCGUCAAGAAGCUUACGGCCCAAAAUGGUGGCAAGUUCGAGCCAGAGAUGCGACUCCCGACGAUGAUCAUGUUCGCCUGUAUCCUCCCCAUCAGCUUCUUCUGGUACGGCUGGACCGCUGAUAAACAUGUUUUCUGGAUUGUGCCCAUCAUUGGCAUGUUCCCGUUCGGUGUUGGGAUGAUGGGCGUCUUUAUGCCUAUCCAAACCUAUAUCAUUGACUGCUAUCCCGCCUAUGCAGCCUCAGCCAAUGCAGCUCUGACAGCAACCCGGUCGCUCGUCGGAGCGUUCCUUCCUCUGGCCGGCUCACCCAUGUUCGAAUCUUUGGGGCUUGGCUGGGGGAACUCGCUGUUGGGAUUUCUUGCACUUGCUUUCGUUCCGAUCCCCAUCAUCUUCACCAAGUUCGGCAAGCAGAUUCGAGAGAGAUGGCCUGUUGACCUGGAGGAUAAAAGAAAAUAA
Messenger RNA from Penicillium argentinense, 1578 nucleotides. Its product is annotated as MFS transporter. NCBI's taxonomy places the organism in Eukaryota, Fungi, Ascomycota, Eurotiomycetes, Eurotiales, Aspergillaceae. Gene Ontology annotation, biological process: transmembrane transport. The transcript is spliced from 3 exons. Gene Ontology annotation, molecular function: transmembrane transporter activity. Bases 1 to 1578 code for a protein of 525 amino acids. The record is from RefSeq and is a predicted model, not a curated record. Gene Ontology annotation, cellular component: membrane.